AGGUGGAGAGUCAAAAGCUGAAAUGCCGAAGGAGCAGAGUUCAGCUGAUACAAAGCCAUUGAAGGAGAAGACAACAAAAGCUGAAAGACGGGCGAUCCAAGAGGCGCAAAGAGCUGCAAAAGCUGCUGCUAAAGGUGAAGGUAGUAAGUCAUCUGCUGCUGCUGCUGCUGGCAUCAAUCAGGCUAAUGCCACUACAGGAAAAUCACUGAAAGCUGUAUCACAAAAGAAAGACAGCUCUUCAGUUGCACCCUCUGAGAAAAAAGGUGUUGAUCGCCAACCAGAUAAAGACAGGAAGAAAGAUGCCCCCAAUCCUCGUAUGCAAUUUGAUGAUGCCACUCGAGUUGAGAAAGCAAAGAAACGUUCCGUAGUAAAACAAACCGAAGCAAAAAAUCGAGUCGAACUGUUUAGGCAUUUACCACAGUAUGAACAUGGGACUCAGCUUCCUGAGCUGGAAUCAAAAUUCUUCCAACUCGAUCAAGUUCAUCCUGCUGUUUACAAGGUUGGACUGAGAUACCUAUCUGGGGACAUAUCAGGCGGCAAUGCCCGAUGUAUUGCCAUGCUUCAAUCCUUCCAAGAGGCCAUCAAGGAUUACAGCACGCCCCCCGAAAAGUCCCUAAUAAGGGACCUAACCGCAAAAAUAAAUAGUUAUGUCUCGUUCCUGAUCGAGUGCAGGCCCCUUUCAAUCAGCAUGGGCAAUGCAAUCAGGUUUCUCAAAAACCGAGUCGCCCAUUUGCCCCUAACCCUUUCUGAGUCGGAGGCUAAAGCCAAUCUCAUAUCCGGAAUCGAUAAUUUCAUAAACGAGAAAAUAAUCCUAGCCGAUAAAGUGAUCGUGAAGCAUGCAGUGGCCAAAAUUCGAGACAACGAUGUACUUCUCACUUACGGUUCAUCCUCUGCAGUUGAGUUGGUUUUUCUUCACGCACACGAGCUUGGAAAAAAGUUCCGUGUGGUGAUAGUUGAUUCACGCCCGAAGCUCGAAGGACAAAAGUUGUUGCGUAGGCUUGUGGGGAAAGGGGUCAGCUGCACGUACACUCACGUUAAUGCUGUUUCUUAUGUCAUGCAUGAAGUCACUCGGGUGUUUUUGGGGGCUUCAUCGGUUUUGUCUAAUGGGACAGUUUACUCGAGGGUCGGCACAGCUUGUGUUGCCAUGGUGGCACAUCAUUUUCGGGUCCCGGUUUUGGUGUGCUGUGAAGCGUACAAGUUUCAUAAGAGGGUUCAACUCGAUUCAAUUUGCUCUAAUGAGCUUGGUGAUCCUGAUGCUAUUUCGAAGGUUUCUGGUAGAAGGGAAAUCUGUGAUUUGGAUGGUUGGGCCAAUAGUGAAAAUCUACAACUCUUGAACCUGAUUUACGAUGCAACGCCUUCAGAGUAUGUGUCGAUGAUUAUAACCGACUAUGGCAUGAUCCCACCAACAAGUGUCCCUGUUAUUGUGCGAGAAUAUAGUGGAGAACACUUAUGGUCAUAAUAAGAGUUUAAGAGCAUUACACAUUACAUUCGUGGAGAUUUUUCGAGUCAAUUCUGGAAGCAAAAGCGGCUUUCUGUAUCAUCUCUGUAAUCACAUCUAGAGUAUCUGUGUUUUCAAUUGGAUCCUCAUCAUUUUUUUUGUCUUUUUUCGGAAUAAAGCUGUUUGUGAUCCAAGUAAGUUAAACUAUGUGAAGAGUGCAAAAAUUCAGCCUCUCCCGGCAGAUUUUGGAACGUAUCCUCAUUGUCGAUAGUUUUAUUUGCUCUGAUUUUGUUUCUUUUUUUUUUUUGGUGAUUCUUUUCGAAUAGUCCAUCCUUGUGGGUUUUUUCGCGUUUCUGAUUGGAAGUUCAGGACAGGGAUACUUGUGCUAGAAUUGAUCGAAAAUUCACAUUUCAUUUUUUUCAUGUCAAAUGAAUUGUAGUUUGUUGUUUGUUCUACUUCACAAUGAGUGUUGUAAAUUGCAUAUGAAAUGUAUGAGAA
This is a messenger RNA of Striga asiatica, 1936 nucleotides long. The record is from the annotation of a GenBank genome assembly. NCBI's taxonomy places the organism in Eukaryota, Viridiplantae, Streptophyta, Magnoliopsida, Lamiales, Orobanchaceae.